AUGCCAGGUCGUUACGGCUACGAUUAUAUCUAUCCAUCUGCCUCUGAUAUUAGUUUAUAUGUUGCCACAAUGAAUUUGAAUGUAAUUCGUCUUCCUUUCAAAUGGGAUAGACUUCAACCGAAACAUGGUCAACCAUUAGAUUCUUUGGAAUUAGCAAGAAUAGACGCAGUUGUUUCAGUAUGUGCUACUCAUGGGGUGUCUGUUCUAUUGGACCCUCAUAAUUAUGGAUAUUCUGUGAAUGGAUUGAUUGGCACGUCAGAUGAGCCAACUGAAAAUUUCACAGAUUUUUGGAUUCGUCUAGCUCAGCAUUAUUUAGGAUAUGAUAAUGUGAUUUUUGGAAUUAUGAAUGAACCGCAUACACAUACACCACUUCAAUGGGCAGAUAUUGCUCAAACAACUUUGAAUGCUAUUAGGUCAACUGGUGCUACUCAAUUGGUUCUUGUUCCUGGAACUUUUUAUACUGGAGCUCAUUCUUGGACAUCUAAUGUUCUUGGACAAUCAAAUGCAGAAGCAUUGAAGAAUAUUAAGGAUUCUGCCAAUAAUUUCAUGUUUGAAAUGCAUCAAUAUUUAGACAGUGACAAUUCAGGAACUCAUUCGACAUGUGUCAGCUCAACAAUUGGUUCGACAAGAUUGAAAACUACUACUGAUUGGUUACGUCAAAAUGGAUUUAAGGCAUUUUUAGGUGAAUUUGGAGCUUCUGAUGAUACAGUUUGCAUGCAAGCUCUUUAUGACAUUUUGCAAUUUAUGGGAAAUAAUACUGACGUUUGGCAUGGAUGGACUUAUUGGAAUGCUUCUCCAUGGAGUACAACUUAUAUUUAUGCUGCUUAUCCCCCUGAUGAGAAUCAACAUCCUCAAGUUUCAAUCUUGAAAGAAGCAAUGGGAGUAGUUUAA
Messenger RNA from Naegleria gruberi, 891 nucleotides. RefSeq lists its product as uncharacterized. Gene Ontology annotation, biological process: glucan catabolic process. Lineage: Eukaryota; Heterolobosea; Eutetramitea; Acrasida; Naegleriidae. The record is from RefSeq and is a predicted model, not a curated record. Bases 1 to 891 code for a protein of 296 amino acids. The transcript has a single exon. Gene Ontology annotation, molecular function: hydrolase activity, hydrolyzing O-glycosyl compounds.